Messenger RNA from Enterospora canceri, 615 nucleotides. The record is from the annotation of a GenBank genome assembly. NCBI's taxonomy places the organism in Eukaryota, Fungi, Microsporidia, Enterocytozoonidae.
AUGAACAAGUUGUACAAAAGAGUAUUGAGGAAUCUACAAUUGGAAAGGGUAGUUGCAAAUGGUGAGAGUACUGGUGAAAACACGUUGCUUAAUGUCUACCUAGAGAAUGGAGAGGAUGCUGGAGUGAAGAAGAGAAUUGGUGAGUUAAUGGGAAGAAGAGACGAGGAGAAAAGAGGGAACACAAAUGAAAUGAGCAAGUCAGACGAGGGAGACCUGGAGAAGGUGCUUCAACUCUACGAGAAUACGCUUAAAUGCAAGAGUGUUCUAGAAGCAAAUAAGAAGGAAGUUGAAGAGAUAGAAAGAAAGGAGUUCAAUAGGAAGAAUGUGGGAAUAUUGGGCAACUUGAAGAAUGAGACAGUGAGACAGCACAAACAGGGUGAAUACAGAAAUGAGAUUGACCAGAUACUGAGAGAGAGAACGGGGUGGAGCAAGGAGGUUGUGAGGCAGCUGGCUGAGAGAGGGGCAGUCUGCCUGGAUGAGAUAUCGGAGAGGGUGGAAGAGAGGAAGAGUGUGCUAUUGGCAGUCUACGACCUGGAAAUGUGUGGAAUUGUGGAAUACGACAGAAUCAGGGAGAGGGUGGAGUUCAAGGAGUUUGAAGAGGGUGGUUUGUGGUGA